GGCCGAAGAAUUGGGUGUUUUUUUUGAAGAGUAACUUCACUUCUCCAGAAAGGACGGUGGCAUUGCUCAACUUUAGAAUGAAGCUAAUUACUACGUAAGAAACAAGCGUGUGUCUCCCCUCCUCCCAGGGACUGGAGCAGGCGUGCAGGCCUUGGGUCGGGGGUGACUUCUUAUCUCCACCUGACAACACUUCCCCACCCUGGCUCCACAAGACCCAAUUUUGAACUCAGCAUCUGAGUCAGUCAUGUGGCUUGUCACCGGACGUCAGCGUUCAGAGAGAGCAGCAGUGGAGCCACGAAGUCAAACCGAAGCAGCUGUCAGCAAUCUAGAGCGGGUGCCAGAGUUCCUGAGUUUCUCUGCAGGGAGAACGGGGCAGGGGGUCCCAUUUUCUCUGUUCAUUUCUGGCUUACGAAGUCUCAUUUCUGGUGGAGCCAGCAGGAGAGUCUUUGGGAGUUCUCCUGGACAGAGGCAUGCUGGUGGCUUCAAGGGUCUUGACAUGAGGAGCCCUGGGGAUAUGGUACUUCAUUGCACAAGGAGCCCUCGGACAGCUGCAGGGAAAGACUCAGAUCUCAGAGCACGUUCAUGUUCCAUCGAAACGUGACUUACAGUUUGCCCAGGGAGGAAGGCUGCAAGCUGAAGAAAUCAUGCCCUGCACAUGCUUUCCCUCACUGGGGAUGUUGUCUUAAGGCUCCCAGAUGGCUCUGGCCAUUUGGCCAAAAGAAGAGAAAGAGCACUAGUGACGAUGAAAUAGGAAGGAGGCUGGCGGACACCCGCUCCAUCUCCCUGACCAGGAGAGUGACCGUACCGGGCUCUGCAGGAGCAGGGACUGGGGACUCCGGGGGAAUGCCUCUGACACUGCCCACGUGCCUACACCACCGCGUGGUCCAGGAGCCGGAGCCCAUGGAGGCCGAGCCUGAGGCUGCUCUGUCGGAGGAGCCAGAGCCGGCCCCACCUGCAUCCACAGCUCCAGAGGCGGGGAUGUUGCCUGCAGGGACUUCAGCAGGAGACCAGGAGCCAGCAGGUGACUGGGCACCUGCCCACAGCGAGGCUGACUCUGUCCGGGAAGAGCUGGUGUCUGCCCCCGUUCCGGGGCCUGCCUUUGCUAUGGAUCCUGCCCCUGACAACACCUGUGCCUCUGCUCUGGAAUCCGCCCCUGCCUCUCCCCCUACUCCUCCUCCUGUGGAGCGCCCAGAGCCCCUUCUGGUGCCCACAGCCCUGCUCCUAGAACAGUUACCCUUUGUUCUAUCCCCCAAACCUGGCAACCUGCAGGAACGUUUUGUCCCCGACGUCCCUGGGGAGAAGGUGAAGAUCCGGAGGUCGAUGCAGGUCCCCUGGAGAGAAGGGGGACUGGGGAACAGUGAGCAGCACCUAUCCCGGGCAGCAGGUGCAGCCACACCUAGCCGUGCCCGGCCUGGCACUCACCCCGGGCCACUCUGGCGCGGUCUUUCACGGAUGUACCUUCGGGAGUGUUCAGCGCAAUGGUGGGGGAAAGACCGGGAAUGGAACAGCGCUAACGCCCUAGGAGAUGGUGGGAUCCUCGGUCCCAGUCCUUAUGGCAGAAUGUCCUGUAGCUACUGCCCCAGAGUCAUCGGGGGCACGAGAUCUAGAAAGCACCUCCUGGAGCCCCCUCCUGCCACCCUGCUCCUGGGAACAUUCGGAGUUGUUGAGGAAGUCGAGAGGAUCCAGGGUGACAAAGGGCCAAGGAGAAGGAAGCACAGCACUGAGAGGACGGAUGGACGUGCCCAGUGCCACCAUCCCGGGCCCGGGCUGUGA
Mustela erminea (ermine) is the source of this 1773-nucleotide messenger RNA. Its product is annotated as translation initiation factor IF-2-like. Lineage: Eukaryota; Metazoa; Chordata; Mammalia; Carnivora; Mustelidae. The record is from RefSeq and is a predicted model, not a curated record. Bases 583 to 1773 code for a protein of 396 amino acids. The transcript is spliced from 8 exons.